Molecule: messenger RNA, 4038 nt
Organism: Pungitius pungitius (ninespine stickleback)
Lineage: Eukaryota; Metazoa; Chordata; Actinopteri; Perciformes; Gasterosteidae
Gene: hspa9
Product: heat shock protein 9
Exons: 16
Coding region: 245-2308 (687 amino acids)
Biological process (GO): protein folding
Cellular component (GO): mitochondrion; cytoplasm
Molecular function (GO): ATP binding; ATP-dependent protein folding chaperone
Source: RefSeq, a predicted model, not a curated record
CAGCGGUGCGUGGUGCAACAUGUGUUGAAUAUUUUUUUUUUCUAGAAGCUUCGCAGUUCCUCCACUGUAGCUUCGUUGGACCUGCGUUUUGCUGUCUGCACUAGCCUGCAUACUCCGUGUGGAAACCAAAGGACAUCUGGAGAUACAUAUUUAAGAUAUUUGCGGUACAACGUUCCAGGGCCUCCGUUUCAACGCCAAACGCUGUUAUAUUAGAUUUGGUUGCCCUGUUAGCCAAGUUGUCAAAAUGUUGACUGCCGCAAGAUGCGUUUCAAGGACUCUCCCCACUAGGAACAUUUUAGGAAAUGUGUCCUCUAUAGUUAAAAAGGUGAGUUACAAACAUGCAUGUCUGACAGGCGGUUUUACACCAGAUACUCUCAGAGCUCUAUCCCGACGGGAAUAUGCGUCAGAGGCCAUCAAGGGCGCAGUAAUUGGAAUUGACCUGGGAACCACAAACUCAUGUGUUGCUGUCAUGGAGGGGAAGCAGGCCAAGGUGUUGGAGAAUGCAGAGGGAGCCAGAACGACUCCUUCUGUCGUGGCUUUCACAGCAGAGGGGGAGCGCCUGGUGGGCAUGCCCGCUAAACGCCAGUCAGUCACCAACCCUCAAAACACACUGUAUGCCACCAAGAGACUGAUUGGACGUCGCUACGAUGAUGCCGAGGUCCAGAAGGACCUAAAGAACGUUCCCUUCAAGAUUGUGCGUGCAUCGAACGGUGAUGCGUGGGUGGAGGUUCAUGGGAAAAUGUACUCCCCCAGCCAGGCUGGAGCCUUCGUCCUGAUCAAGAUGAAGGAGACUGCAGAGAACUACUUGGGAACAAAAGUGAAGAAUGCUGUGGUCACAGUACCAGCCUACUUUAACGACUCCCAGAGACAGGCCACCAAAGAUGCCGGUCAGAUCGCUGGUCUGAACGUCCUGCGUGUGAUCAAUGAGCCAACAGCCGCUGCUCUCGCUUACGGCCUGGACAAAACUCAGGAUAAAAUUAUUGCUGUGUAUGAUCUGGGUGGAGGUACGUUUGAUAUCUCAGUCCUGGAGAUCCAGAAGGGAGUUUUUGAGGUGAAAUCCACCAACGGCGACACUUUCUUGGGGGGAGAGGACUUUGACCAACAACUACUCCAACAUAUUGUCAAGGAGUUUAAGAAAGAGUCUGGGGUCGAUCUGAUGAAAGACAGCAUGGGGCUUCAGCGAGUCCGAGAGGCUGCUGAGAAGGCCAAGUGUGAACUGUCCUCUUCACUCCAGACUGACAUCAACCUUCCCUACCUCACAAUGGAUGCUUCUGGUCCCAAACAUCUCAACAUAAAGCUGACUCGCUCUCAGUUUGAAGGCAUUGUGGCGGAUUUGAUCCGACGCACUGUGGCUCCCUGUCAGAAGGCCAUGCAGGAUGCAGAGGUUUCCAAGGGAGAUAUCGGAGAGGUGCUGCUGGUCGGAGGCAUGAGCCGAAUGCCCAAGGUACAACAAACUGUUCAGGAUCUGUUCGGCCGCGCUCCCAGCAAGUCUGUCAAUCCCGAUGAGGCUGUUGCCAUAGGCGCAGCCAUCCAGGGUGGUGUUUUGGCCGGGGAUGUCACUGAUGUGCUGCUGUUAGAUGUGACACCGUUGUCUCUGGGUAUCGAGACUCUUGGUGGAGUCUUCACUAAACUCAUCAACAGGAACACCACAAUUCCCACCAAGAAGAGCCAGGUGUUCUCCACAGCAGCUGAUGGACAGACUCAGGUAGAGAUCAAGGUGUGUCAGGGAGAAAGAGAGAUGGCAGCAGACAACAAGGUACUGGGUCAGUUCACUCUGGUGGGAAUCCCGCCUGCUCCCCGUGGUGUUCCCCAGGUUGAGGUUACUUUUGACAUUGACGCCAAUGGCAUCGUCCACGUCUCCGCCAAGGACAAGGGGACAGGCCGAGAACAGCAGAUUGUGAUCCAGUCAUCAGGGGGACUCGGUAAAGAUGACAUUGAGAACAUGAUCAAAAAUGCCGAAAAGUACGCAGAGGAGGACAGGAGAAGAAAGGACCGAGUGGAGGCCGUUAACAUGGCUGAGGGCAUUGUCCAUGACACAGAAUCCAAGAUGGAGGAGUUCAAGGAACAGCUUCCAGCUGAUGAGUGCACCAAGCUGAAGGAGGAGAUUUCAAAGGUCCGGGAUCUUCUGGCCAACAAGGAUUCCGAAACAGGAGAGAACAUCAAACAGGCAGCCACCACACUGCAGCAGGCGUCCCUUAAACUCUUUGAAAUGGCCUACAAGAAGAUGGCGGCAGAGCGCGACGGAGGCGGCAGCAGCAGCGGCAGCAGCAGCAGCUCAGAGGGAGAGAAGAAAGAAGGCCAGCAGUAGACCUUUGCACUCGUCACUGGGUUUCCAUGACAUCUGAAGACGUACUGACUGGGUAGGAAUGGAGGGAGUCGUGAGCGACGAGCUGAAUCUUAGUCGUUCUCACCGUAAUAUAUUAUUCUACUGUGUUUUGGCAGUACAAUUCUUUAGUAAAAAGAUGUCCUACGUAUUCAUUGUGUCCUAUGCUCUCCUUUCAGUCAUUUAAUUGUCUCAAACAAUGUAAUGUCUUUCUUUUUACAAUGGUGUUCAUUACAUUCUGAAGUAAAGUAUUUUUUGUGUGCAACAUAUCAUGUAGGUUUCAUGUUCUUUGCUCAAUCAUCUGACACUUGUACACAGGACAGCCAUGCUUCUGCACAGCUUUUUGGUUUAAAUAGUGCAUUUACAACAACUUGGAAGUGCAAAGUUAAAUAUUUAAUGUCUGUCAAGAUGAGGUCAAACUUUUGUUUUUUGUUGAUUUAAUGAAAAAUCUUAGAUCUCUGUUAAAAAAAUCCAUCUUAAGUUUCUCUGCAUUCCUUUUAAAACAUUCAUCUUGAAUAUCUGACUUUUGGACUCAACAUUUAUGAAUACAUCAGACUCCAGUUAAUAUGUGAAUGUUGCAUUGCACAAUGUCGAACAAGAGCUUCUGAUUUGAGAAGGUUAACUGGAGGAAAAGGUGGAUGAUCUUGUAUGGUCAUCAUAGUGCAGUUGUGUCAUUCCCCUCUAGUAUGAUGUAUUGAUUUUGCCAUUAACCACUGAGUAAUGGGAUUCUGACAACUUGACUGGCUGAGUAAUACAUGACGUAUAAAAAUAAGUAAUCAGGCAAUAACCAAUUGAAACGUAUUUUUAUUUUACUGAAUUGAAAAUAAAUGGUCAUGAUAACUGUUGCCUUUUUGACUAAAAAUCUUAAAUGUCACACCGAUGGGAAAGUAUUUGGUAGAAUCAGAGCGUGCUAGUUUUAGUCUAAAGGUAUAUACUAUGAAGUUCUCCUCGGCUAUGCAUUUGUUACUAGAUAUCUAGGCCCAUGUGAGUUAAGGGAUGAAUCCCACUAGCAUAGGUAAGGCUAUCUAUGGCCUGUGUGCAAAUAAUCUAUUGAAGUCCAUCAAGAUGAAUUAAAUGUUUCAAGGCUUUGUAUACUAGAAAUGUAAUUUUCACAAUAAUGCCAGCCAGCCUAACCUACCAUUCUUACUACUGUGACACACAUUUUACUGUACAGAUUUCUGUAUGUUUGUCAUGUAUAUUAUGGCUAUUGAGUUUGCAAAUUUGAUGCAAUUAUUUUUAUGUGACGGAAUGAUUUGAGCCCAUACUACAUUGAUGAAUUUGGGGGAUGAAUUUAUGAUGGGUCUUCUGAAAAUGUGACCAAAACUGAGGGUCCAAAAUAUACAUGCAGCAAUGCUACUAUUUGCAUACAUUUCCCAUUUUCACCUCAAUUGCUACCUUUUGGUAGCCACCCACAAGCUUCUGGUUAAAUCUUUAAAAAAAAAAAUCUUUCCAAACCACUUGAUGGUGUUUAAGUCGGCACUUUGGGAAGGCUAAAACAUUUAUUCUAUCCUAAAUUCAAACAUUUCUUUUGUCCCCUCAAUGCUAAUUGAUGUGUGUUUGGGGGUCGUUGUCCUGUUGUAACACCCAACUGCGUUAAAGACCCAACCUUCUUCCUUUCAGCUAGAGACCCCAUCUAAAUGUUAAAUUGUUGACAAAAGUCUAAACUAUGGAAGUAAAUCAUUGGGGGUUGAAAUAAUAAGGUGAUUGAAUUUCUA